CGGACCAGUCAAACACCACAACUUGCUGCUGCCUCUCUCCAUUCAGCCUCUACCACCAACCUGAGAACAUUUCUCCCCUCCAAAAUCUCAGUCCCAGUCUUUGUUUUCUGCUCCUAUAUAAACGCCCCCAAAAAGCCAGGAGCCCAGGAUAGAAAGACAGACACAACCUGUGACUAGAGCAUACUCCUUUUCGGCGAGGACGAGUCGUCAGCAAAUCAAGAACAGAACCACCCGCACGUACGUGCUCCGUCAAGCAAGAUCCAUCAUCCAUGGCCAACAAUGGCGUCAAGGUCACCUACAUCGAGACGCAGUUCGUCACCUCCGACGCCGCGGGCUUCAAGUCCCUCGUGCAGCGCCUCACCGGCAAGUCCGCCGAGGCCGGAGCCGAAGCCGCGGCGCGUCCGCUCCACCGGCCGCGCCCCAGCCGCCCAGCCGCCGAGGGGAGGAACGCCGUCGCCGGAGCACGAAGCCAUUUCAUGCCCGCCAAAGCGGGCGCGGUCGGUACAGCCGGGAACCACGUGCGGGCUGCCAAAGCCAACGCCGGCGCCGCGCAGCCGUGUCCGGAUGAGCUGUACGGGCUCUGCGAUUACUCGGAGCUGUUCUGCGCGGGCGAACGGCGCCAUGGCGGCGGUUACAGUGAUUUCCUCUAUUGAGGUGUAAAUACUCCUGGUUACGACGUCGGCAAAUUCAAUUCAUUUUUUAGAUGCUCCGUACUUCUGUCUGUUCAGUCUAUUAGCGUCCCAAUUUGGGAAAUUGCAAAUAUAAGGAACUACUC
Molecule: messenger RNA, 775 nt
Organism: Aegilops tauschii subsp. strangulata
Lineage: Eukaryota; Viridiplantae; Streptophyta; Magnoliopsida; Poales; Poaceae
Source: RefSeq, a predicted model, not a curated record